Molecule: messenger RNA, 971 nt
Organism: Cimex lectularius (bed bug)
Lineage: Eukaryota; Metazoa; Arthropoda; Insecta; Hemiptera; Cimicidae
Exons: 4
Coding region: 249-938 (229 amino acids)
Source: RefSeq, a predicted model, not a curated record
UAAUCGCAAAUAAUGUAACGUCAGCUGGUGAAUUCGCAUUUUCCGCUUUCUCAAAACUCAUCAGAAAAAUUUUACGACACUCGGGAUGCGAAUUGGGAUUGAGACCAGAUUUUCCAACGGGUGAGAAGGGACGGACAAAAUUUUCACGGGAGGAUCCAUACGUAGAUUUGGAUAUCCUACGCUCGAGUUUCAGAGAUCGGCGCAAAUCAUACAAUGAGAGUACCCCUGGACGGAUAAAUUUAACUUAAAUGAUCACAGCGGAUCCAAACUUUCUCAGCCUGCAGAAAUCCGGUAGAUCUUACAAAAACGGAGACGAGGGCGACCAGACAGAUCCGCAAAUACGAAACGAUUGUAACAAUGUUAAUAAAAGCUGGCCACAAAUCAAACAAGUUCUAGAGAAAAUAAUAUCCGACGCGUCUUUGAAACAUGAAGAAUCAGUACGCCAAAACGGGGAUGCGGCAAAGUCAACCGAACAGAAGAAAUGCGUUUCGCCCACGGCACAGGGAUCGCCUCCGAAAGUCCACGAGGACUUGUUUUUCGAGAAUGAGGUCUUCCGGGAAUUGACCCUCGGCUACGUCCGCGUUCGGGAGCUCCAGCGGGACAUCGAACGUGCCAAGAAAAUCCUAACAAAAAUGGUCUUAGCCAAGACCAGCGACGAGAAGAAGGUGGUCAUCGAAGACCUCAAGGAAAAAGUGAAGCUCCUCUUUCACGAUCGGGCUCAGAUGGCGUUGUCGCACGCUAGGUGGAGGAUGAUGAAGCACGAGCAGAAGAUUCGGGGCUGUGGGAAGCUAGUACGUUUAAAAAGUAGAGCUGAUGUCAUUGAACGCAAACAUUUCCAGCUGAAGAAACAGCUCCUCGGCCUGCAGGCGCUCGAGGUGCCCAAGAAAAACAGCAGUUUCUUUGCGAGGCUGUUUACUUCUUGUUGUCGUAAUAAAUAAAAUCGCUAAAAGUACCUAUUUAGAAAAAAAGAA